UCGGAAAGAAAGCAGCUGAAACCGCGCCGGUCGAUGUACGGAGAAGCCGGCCAACCAGUAAGCAGUCAACCGCGCCCGCCAAAGAAGGGAAAAGCGGGUCAACAACCGAAAGCAGAACCACGCCCGCCGAAAAGCGGAGAAGCGGGCAGCUAACGCCUGGGGAAAACGCUAGCAAGAAGCUUCGGCAGAACCAUGACCCAUCAGCACCAGGGCCGAGAGAGCCGCAGGUCGGCUCCGAAUCGGCGGCACCGCCGGGUGGACAAAGGCAAAACCCUAGCUACUCGGAUACCCUCAGGGGAAUCCGAAUGGCGGUAUUGCCUGUGAACUACCCCGCGGUAUCGCUGAGCGCAGACGACCUGACAACCCUCCAAGUCGUCAUCAUGGAUGAGGUGUUUAAGGGAUGGAUGCAUCCGUUGGCGUUUUUCGGCGUCUACUUCAGGCCAGGUAUGCUCCUUGUGGACUGCAAGGACGAGAGUACGGCCAUGUGGCUGAAAAACGUGGCAGGUAACCUAGAAGGGUGGCAAGGUCCACCCCUAUGCACGAAGAGAGGAGACGACAUUCCGCCGACCCACAAUUUGACGGUCUUCCUACCAAGGGGCGCGGACAAGUCUCCAGAAUAUGCGAUCGGGCUGCUGAGGGGUCAAAACGAGGGGCUUAAUGCCUUGAGAUGGCGAAUCAUUAACAGCUCCAUCGAAGACACCGGCCUACGUCUGAACGUAGGUAUCGACGAGGAAUCGUUUAACAGCAUUAGACGGGACGGCUUCGGUCUAAAUUUCAGGUUUGGCAGUGUUGCGAUGAAACCCUGGAGACAUAAGUCCACGGGCGACAGCGCGACUGCAGCGGAAGUAAUGCAGGUAGACCAGGGCGCAGAACAACCUGAACACGCAAACCUGGAGCCGAGCUCGUCUGAGAGCAAUAUCACUCCUGGCGAAGAGAUGCAGCAACCAGCAGUCCUCCCUUCACUUCUACCAACAACUCAGGAGUUGAUGGAGGGGAUGGACAUGCAAAAGCUCGAGCUAGACGGCAGGAGUGAGAGCGAGCUGAGGCUCUCAGACAUUGGCGAGCCGAUGCAGAGAUGCCCGACCAGCCCACUAUGAUCGUAGCCCAGAUAAAUUGAGAAGUUAGCUUACUGCCAAUAUAGAAGUAUUACGUAUAUGAUAGACAUCGUCUUCGCUGCCGCAUAUUUCCCGGGAGACAACAAUAACAUUCCCCCGAUGGAGGCACAGAAGCUGAUAGACCACUGCCGGAAGAAGGGACUCCAUCUAAUCAUGGGAUGUGAUGCAAAUACGCACCAUGAGGAGUGGGGUAGCUCGGACACUAACAGCAGGGUUUUGCCGGUAAAAAUAAAUGUAAUGCUCGAUUCGCUGGUGGCUGAAAUUUGUUGGUGGUCGCAAAAGACGUACGAUCCCGACAAUGAAGAUGAAGAAGAAGAAUAUACAAUGGGAGUUUCCUCCGAGGGUAAGUCACAAAAAUG
Rhagoletis zephyria (snowberry fruit fly) is the source of this 1474-nucleotide messenger RNA. RefSeq lists its product as uncharacterized. NCBI's taxonomy places the organism in Eukaryota, Metazoa, Arthropoda, Insecta, Diptera, Tephritidae. The record is from RefSeq and is a predicted model, not a curated record.